GCAGGCAGGGAGAUGACUUCCUUUGUAGCGGAACAAAGGGCUGGUGGCGGGAACCCCUUUGAUCAGAAAUUAGCGCUACUCAGAGCGGAAAUCCGUUCAUUUCAGCUCCAAUCAAUCUAGAUUGUUUUUUGAUGAAAGUAUGUACAGGAGAUGAGUGUUUUGUACACGCCUCGAAUGAAUGAGAUUGCUGUGCAAAAAUUCUAAUUGACAGGAUAUUAGUGACUGGGGACUGCUGACAACGAUUGUUGUCCUCUAAAUUUGCAAGUCUUGGCUGUCAUCUGCUUUCAAAUAGGAGGGUUGUGAAGGCAGAAAUGUCAGCAAUUUCAGUGUUAUGGACAGUUUUGUCUCUAGUUCUACUGUUCACUUGUACCUUGGCAUUAUUUUCUCCGUUUUGGCAUGAACACCUUCCUGAUCCUUUGUCAACAAACAACAGUGAGUCCUUUACAGCAUUUGGUCUUCUACGAUUCUGCUUCCAGGAGCAAUUUGUGACUUUACAAGAGAUAGAUGCUUGGAGAUCCUCAAAAUAUUGCUCUUUUUAUGAGAAUAUUUUCUCUGGAAUCCCUUCUAUUUACUGGAAGGGUGCUGCUAGUACCUAUGCACUUGCACUGGUUCUGUUGUUGGGUGCACUUUUCCUUGCACAUGUAGCAUGCUGCCAAAGAUUUAUUUGUGGAAAGUCUGUCUUUGCCAUUGCUGGAGUUAUGCAGAGCAUUGCAGUGGCUCUUUUGGUAGUCAGUCUGCUGGUGUACCCAUUUGGUUUCAAAUCCACUUAUGUUCAGCAGCACUGUGGUAGCUCAAGUGGUUUUUUUACAUCUGGGGCUUGUGACAUUGCCUGGGGUUAUGUACUAGCUAUUGUGAGCACAGCAUUGCUUUUUUUCUGUCCAAUGAUUGCCUACCAUCUCUCAGUGGCAAGACCAAGGUCAAAGGCAACCGUGGUAUAAACAGUUUCACAAUGGUCUUCUUUCAUAUUGAUGAAGAACUUCAGUAGAAAAAAAGACAAGAUCAAUUAAUUGCAAGCCCACUAGUAAAUUACUAAAAUGGCUGAUAGUUUUUUUUUUUUUUCCAAUAUUGAAUGUCAAAAGGUCAUAGUACCGGUAGUUGGUUCAGAUCAGAUUUUAAUCAAAUUAGGCUCAUUUAUAUAAUUAUACAAUAUAUAGUAUGCUUUGAAAUAAUUAAAACAUAGUAAAUAAUGUUCAUACAUGGCUGGCUCCAUGAGUGGGUGAGAUGAAGGAAUCCUGUGUCCUAAUUGGCCACCAGAGCCAAUCAGGAUUAUGUAGUCUGAUUCUUAGAAUAGAGAAAAAAACUCGGCAUAUUUUACAAUAACUAAGCCUCUUUUGUUUGUUUUCACUAUUUUUUGUGUUAUUAUGGUCCUUGACUCCGUCCAGGUCCCUGAUGAAGCUUUGAAAGAACUUAGCCAAUAUUAGUUCAAGUAUGGAUUGGUAUUCAUUUAAAGCAGUAAAGCAGUAUUUUCAGCAUGUACCAUAGAGAUUAUAAACAAAGAGCAUCUUUGGCAACAAAUGGUUAAAUGAAUACAUGACUAAUUUUAGCAGACCAUAAGAUGCUAUGCCUCAGUUAGAACCUAAGUUAUUUGCCUCUUCUAUUUCUUUUUUUUUUUUUUUUAAUUAAGUAAGGUUUUAUAUACUUUUUUAUUCUACUGAGAAUCCUUGAAUGGUCCUAGAUUUUCUCUUUGCUAUGAAACUCUUAACCAGGUGAACAAAGUUUUAUCUAAUUGUAUCUUGUCCACCCAGAGUAACUGUGUUAAAUUUGAAAAAAAAUGAUUGUAUCCAAGUGAAUUUUCCCAUGGAGUUGGUAGAUCUGUUAUAUAUCUUACAGAGGAGUGUAUAAAAUUUUACAUUUAUAAAAACAAAUGAAGGAUUUAAGAUUUGCUCAAGUGAUGAUGAAAAUGGAAUAUUUAGCUGUUGUGAACACAGGCAAGAAGUACUAGAUUUUUUUCAGUUAUUCAACGAGUUGCCUUGGAAAACAAAUACUAUAUUUCCCUUUAUAUGUGACAUAUGCAAGGAAAAAAUGAAAUUUUAUGGUUGCAGAACAUUAUUCAACAGAGUCUCUGUGCACCUGCUUGAAAAAUUUUGAAAACAAAACUUUAGUUAAUGAUAUGAGUUCUAUCAUAUAUUGAGUGACUAUGGCAAGUCAUAUACUGGUAACUUAUGUACUGGAGACAGAGCAAAAUUUUUUGCACAUGAUAAUGAGUAAAAUAUACCCUAUUCAACACAUUAAAAUACAUUUUGCACAUUUAAUUUUGCACAUCAAGAGUAUUAAUUAGAAUGGUAUAAUUAUUAGAAAUCUAAUAAAUAAAAAAUACAUUUCUACUGG
Molecule: messenger RNA, 2328 nt
Organism: Pocillopora verrucosa
Lineage: Eukaryota; Metazoa; Cnidaria; Anthozoa; Scleractinia; Pocilloporidae
Product: LHFPL tetraspan subfamily member 2a protein
Cellular component (GO): membrane
Source: RefSeq, a predicted model, not a curated record